Molecule: messenger RNA, 873 nt
Organism: Fusarium musae
Lineage: Eukaryota; Fungi; Ascomycota; Sordariomycetes; Hypocreales; Nectriaceae
Exons: 1
Coding region: 1-873 (290 amino acids)
Molecular function (GO): nucleic acid binding
Source: RefSeq, a predicted model, not a curated record
AUGUCCUACGUCCCAGUCCCCAUUUUGGACCUUUAUGGAAAGGUCCAAGACCUCCUCGAAAGAUCAAAGAGAUCAUGGCUUGCAGCGUGCGAGGCAUGGAAUGAGGAGCCGCCAUCCAAGAUUGCGACACCUGCGACUACUACGGAGGCACUGGUACGCACGAAAGGGACCAAGAAGAGGAAAAAGAAGGAGCCCAAGAUAAACAGCUUCUGCCAUCAGCUUGGACCGUUGACCAGUGUUUUUAUCAAACCUCCUGCGAUGGCUGUGAUGAGAGCUCAAAGUGUCACAGGGGUGGUCAGCAAUGGCUCUCGGCUGAUUAUCUGGGCCGAUGCUUCGAAGAAAAAGACCUCUACAGGCCUUGCAGUGGCAUUUCUAACUGGCGCUUACUGGGUACGCAUCUCCGAAAAAGGGCACGCCACUCCUCUAGAAGUUGCAGAACUUGAGGCUGUUUGUCUUGCGCUGGAUUAUGCGGUGCAAGUCACCAAAAUGAAGGAGGAAAACAUCGAUCCCUUACGAUCUGUCGAGGUUUUCACCGACAGUCAGUCUGCCUUGCGCCUCCUAAGAAUGAAUAGACGCAUGGUUACCACUGGACCUCACGGAAAUGCACAGGGCGACAACCCUUACACGAAAAACGGGAUGAGAAAACGAACAGCAGAGAAAGUCUCCGUCAUGAUAGAUGAGCUUUCAAAAGCUGGAGUCAUGGCCGAACUGCACUGGGUUCCGCGAGGCAGAGUCAUGGGCAAUGUCAUCGCUGAUAAAGGGGCAGCGAUGGCAAGAACGGGAUGGACAUCUGUUCACAGCACCGACGUUCUCGUCGAGUUUCUGCCUGUAGAUGAACAGCAACUCGACAGCAAACGCGAUAUGCUUCUGUAG